Molecule: messenger RNA, 1229 nt
Organism: Phalaenopsis equestris
Lineage: Eukaryota; Viridiplantae; Streptophyta; Magnoliopsida; Asparagales; Orchidaceae
Product: bifunctional protein FolD 4, chloroplastic-like
Exons: 5
Coding region: 202-1098 (298 amino acids)
Biological process (GO): tetrahydrofolate interconversion
Cellular component (GO): cytosol
Molecular function (GO): methylenetetrahydrofolate dehydrogenase (NADP+) activity; methenyltetrahydrofolate cyclohydrolase activity
Source: RefSeq, a predicted model, not a curated record
CCCGACCCGAGUCCCCCAACCCAGCUCUACUUCCGACCUCUUUCAUCGCGAGAAUCUCUGCUACAAUUCCCAAACGGGGUUUGAUCAUCGCAGACUAGUCGCGCCGGCGAGGCCAUUCUUUAUCGCUAUCCAUUUCUGAAGCCAAUCUACUGUGUUUUCUCCCGCGAGGGUUUCAGGAGAAGAUAUUCAUCUACAUUAGGAAUGACAACUGAGCCAUCAUCAACAAUUAUUGAUGGAAAAUUAAUUGCAAAGAAGAUCAGAGAUGAAAUCGCUAGUGAAGUAGCAAGAAUUAAGGAUUCAACAGGCAUUGUUCCAGGGCUGGCAGUUAUUCUAGUAGGUUCGAGAAAAGAUUCUCAAACCUAUGUCCGCAACAAGAAGAAAGCUUGUGAGGAGGUGGGCAUUGCAUCUUUUGAGGUUAGUUUGCCUGAAGAUUGCACAGAGGAAGAUGUUAUCAAGCACAUCUCUGACUUCAAUAACAAUCCUUCAGUCCAUGCCAUCCUUGUACAGUUGCCUUUACCUCAGCACAUAAAUGAAGAAAAAAUUUUGAAUGCUGUUGCUAUAGAGAAAGAUGUUGAUGGUUUCCAUCCACUGAAUAUUGGUCGGCUUGCCAUGCAAGGCAGGGAUCCUUUAUUUAUCCCAUGUACUCCUAAAGGUUGCAUGGAGCUAUUGCAUAGGUAUAAUGUUGAAAUCAAGGGUAAGAGAGCUGUCGUGAUUGGGAGAAGCAAUAUUGUUGGAAUGCCUGCUGCAUUGUUAUUGCAGAGAGCAAAUGCAACAAUAAGCAUCAUACAUUCCAAAACUAAAAACCCUGAAGAAAUCACAAGACAGGCAGAUAUACUCAUUUCAGCUGCUGGAGUUCCAAAUAUGGUGAGGGGUAGCUGGCUAAAACCUGGUGCAGUUGUUAUAGAUGUUGGAAUCAAUGCUGUUGAUGAUGCGCACAGUGCUCGAGGAUACCGGCUGGUGGGUGAUGUUUGUUUUGAGGAGGCCUCUAGGGUGGCUUCAGCUAUCACUCCUGUACCGGGUGGAGUUGGUCCCAUGACUAUAGCCAUGCUUCUGUCCAAUACAUUGAGCUCUGCCAAGAGGAUACAUGAUCUCAAGUAAUAUUUGGUUAAUUUCUUCUAUGAGUUGUAUUGUUAUUGUAUUUGACAUCAACUACAUUCAGAAGACAACUUUAAAUGCCUGCUAAAUUGUUGAAUAUUUAUGAUUUUUUAUUUGAAUGCUUGUUUGAUUUA